UUUUUUGCCGGAGGUUUUGGAUUAGAGGCUUAUCUCUAAAAAUAGAUCUUAUUGUUUAUCUCGCCACGCUUCGUUGGUGUCAUGCCCUAUUUAUAGUAAGGAUCAUCCGUUGUCUGCUGCUGUCAUACUCAGAUCUGUGUCGUCGUAUCAAACCACGUGACCACGCUACUGUCACAUUUACUGGACCAGAUGACCGGCGUUGUUGUCAUCGAAAAGUUGGAAAGCUAAACUAGAAAUAAUCGGUGACCUUGAUUUGAUGGGAAUUAAGCAGUUAGUACCGGAAAACCUUCAAUCACGUGACUACUAGCCGCCAGCGUCUUUCCAACACAAACACAAAAUAAAAUACAAAGAAGAUGAGCAAGAAAAAGAGAGUUGGACCGAAUGAUUUUCUGAAUUCGCUCAAAGAUGCGCAGAGUUGCUUUGAACAGAGGUUCAACUGUAUAGUGUGCAUGGAACCCAAGCUGGAGAUGGUUUAUGGAUGGUGUCAGCAUCGCCUGUGUGCUGACUGCCUGUACAACCAAGAUUCCACCCUGAGAACCAACCUGCAGAGGUGUCCUAUCUGUGCCAAGUUGGGCAGUUUUCCAACCACUAGGCCUGAUAUUCCGGAGGAUUCUGUGGAGUUGCAGAAAUGUUUGGGUGUGCGAGUAUGUCCCAACAGUGUCAGAGGUUGUAAGACAAAUAUCUGGGACUGGGAGAUGGAUGAACACCUCAGCACCUGUCAGUUUGAAGAGAAGAAGAAAAGAGUGCCAGCCAAAAGGCCAAGGUUGUGUGACAAGAGUGAGCAAGUUACAACACGCAGCAUGAAGCGCAAACCCAACAAGUCUGCUGACAGUCUGACCGGCAAAGCCAGUGAUCAAAGAAGACGCUCAGCACGUUUGUUGAAUAAUAGUUCUCAUUAGUUUUUUCAUUUAUUUUGGCUCCCUGAAAUGAUGUGAAGGUUUAAACACCUUGUGAGUAGAAAGAGUAAAAAAUGUCAAGAACAAAUAGACAAAGAAGGAAUUCACACAAAAAUAGAAAGACAAAAUUUUGUUGAAACUAGUUCAGUUGGAAAAUAGAUACAAUUUUAAAUCAUAUUUAUUUAUAAAUUAAUAUAAUAGUAAAAUAUUAUUUUUAUCUAUGAAAGUAACCGUAAACCAUAAGAUUAAAAAAAUAUAAAAAUCAAUGUUUAUAAAAAAAAUUUCAGUAAUUUUACCUACAGUUUAGUAAAACAUUUUCACCUAUAAACUGCAAACAAUGCUGGACAAUACUUCCUGACAGUAAAUUGUACAGUUUCAACUGGCUCUAACAUUAGGAAUCAAACCUUCUAUGAGCCUGUUUUUCAUUAACACUUCCAUUUCAAUUUUUUUAAAGAAAUUUUGACGCAGUAUAUUUUUCAUUGUUUUAAAAAUUAAUAUACAUAUAAACAAAUUUUAAAAUCAAAAUAAUUUAAUGUUAGUAUUUGCGCCCAAGAUAUUUUGUUAUCAGCUCGUAAUCAAGCAAUCCAUUAUUUUUUUGGGUAAUGCUUAGUCUGAUACACAUAUUAAUUUAAUUGCAUAUUUAAUCAUGCUUCAAAAAAAAAAAUUAAAAAUUCAGAGGAAAGAUAUUUCUCAAAGUGGAUAGCCCUCAUUAUAAUCACACCUAAUGUUUCAAUACAUUGCUUAUUAUUAAACCACUUAGCUAAAGACAGAUCUAUUGCUUACAUGUUCAAAUGUAAGUUAUUUAUAGAAGUCACUGUGUUCCAAUCACCAGAAUGUAUUUCUUAUGUAAAGUUGUACAUACGUCAUUUACACAAGGGUUAAACCUCUUCCAUUGAAAUCUCAUGUUUCUUAUGUAAAGUUGUAUAUACAUCAUUUAGUCAAGAGUUAAACCUCUUGCAUUGAAAUCUCAGUAAUCUGGGCUAUUAAAUAUUUUGAAGGAAGUGCUUUCAUUUAGCCAGAUGGUGGCAUUGGGUUGUGAUAGCCUUGAAUGUAACAUAGGUGUGCAAGCUGUUUGUCUGAGCUUUUGACCUGUAUAGUGCAGUCUGGGUGGCUUAUGUUUAUAUGAUGUACAUGAGCUUAUAAACAAGUAGGAUAUCUUGUGUGCAGUUUAUAACAUGCAUAUAGGGGGCGGUAUACGUAUAACAAAGUUGACAUACGAACCAUUACAGUAUUAUUUUUUUUAUGGCAUUAAUAAGGCCCAUACAACAUAAUGAUGAUAAAAUUAAUGCUGUUGCAACAUAAUGUUAAAAGAAAGGGGUGGUACAACUUAAUGUUGAUAAAAUUAUGGCAGUACAACAUAAAGUACAGGGUAAACUAACAAGCACAUAUGAGACCAGCAGAUGUUUGAGUCUACGUGUGUCCAUUUAUUAUCCCAUGCAACAUAAUCUCCACACUGAAACUCUUUCUGCAUCUGUCUUUGAAACUACAUACUUAAAGCAGUGUACUAUUGAAACCACAUACUUUAAGCAGUGUACUAUUGAAACCACAUACUUAAAGCAGCGUACUAUUGAAACCACAUACUUAAAGCAGUGUACCAUUGAAACCGCAUACUUAAAGCAGUGUACUAUUGAAACCACAUACUUAAAGCAGUGUACUAUUGAAACCACAUACUUAAAGCGUUGUACUAUUGAAUCUGGGGUUGUUUUUUUGUUUAGUUUUUUUUUUUUUGUUGAUUUUUCACCUGUUUAAAUAUUAAUUUAUUUUGUCCAAUGCAUACCAAUGAUUUUUUCUUUAUUUACCUUGUUCUCAGAUUGAACCAUGAAUAAAUUAUUAUUA
Molecule: messenger RNA, 2732 nt
Organism: Physella acuta
Lineage: Eukaryota; Metazoa; Mollusca; Gastropoda; Physidae
Source: RefSeq, a predicted model, not a curated record